GAUUGCAGAGCCUGCCGUGCGGGUGGGGAUCUCUCUCUGAAUCUCUGGCACCGACGCUCCUCUCCUCUGACCUCGCCACCUUGCCGACGAAAAGGGGAGGAAGAGAAAGCGCGGAGACUGAGGAAUUGGGGUCUCAAUCGGGCGGUGAACGCUCGCGAUUAGCGAGGCUUUUCGCAAGAUUUCAACGGGACGAUCCCCAGCAGCUUCCUAGCUUCCUUCGAGAUGCUAAGAAGGGUCUAAAUUUGCAAAUUUUGAUGUCAAGGAGGCUGCCAGUGUUGGGCCAAAUAGCUGCGAGUAAGUUUCACUAUGAAUAUGGUUCAUCAAAUAGUUCUUUACUGGCAACUGCCUAGUUUUGUGUGCCAGCUGUUGAACUUCUAAAUUAUUCCUGGGAUUCUUGUUCGCCAAAGCAUAUUGAGCAGGCAUGAUUCAUACAUCCAGUUAGUAUGGCCUCAAAAGCUAUAAAAAGAAGGCCUUGCAGGACUGAAACUGAUAACACAAGUGAAAAACGAAUGGAGACAACAAUAUCAAAUCCUGUGACAGAACCUCUUCUAGGAAAUGGUCCUCAUGAAGAUAAAUCCAAGAGAUACGAGCCUGCUACGUGGUCAGGUUUCUGGGAUGGGACAAGACAGGAGUGCCUUCGCUGGGCGCAUCUUCUAUCAAUUUUUAUUGCUCAAUCUGCAAGAAAGAUAGUAAAUGUUCUUUCUGAAUUUGGAUCUUUGAUUGCAAGACUUUUUGGUUGCUCUUCGGCUCCCCAAAGUUCACAAAAUGGACAGACAGUUCCACUUAAUCUCAGUCCAUUACAGGUAGAAAGAUUGAGAUUGUUGAAACAAAGGUUAGAUGUGCCAUAUGACUGCUCCUCUGUCAAGCAUCAGGAUGCUCUGAAAGAGCUUUGGAGGUUGGCUUAUCCUGACCGACAACUUCCUCCUCUAAAAUCAGAUCUGUGGAAGGAGAUGGGCUGGCAAAACUCUGACCCAUCAACAGAUUUUAGGGCAGGUGGGUUCCUGUCCUUGGAGAAUCUAAUUUACUUUGCCAGAAAUUACCCAGAUUCCUUUCAUAGGCUACUGCACAAGGUGGAGGGUAAGAGAGCUGAAUGGGAGUAUCCUUUUGCAGCAGGUGGUGUAAACAUAUCUUAUAUGUUAGUUCAAAUGCUGGAUUUACAAUCAGGAAAAAUGAGUACAAAAGCUGGUGUCCACUUUAUUCAACUACUUGAAGAUGACGAGGCGGCUUUCGAUAACCUUUUCUGUGUAGCAUUUCAGGUGCUUGAUGCUCAAUGGCUCGCAAGGCAAGCAAGUUAUAUGGAAUUUAAUGAGGUUCUGAAGUCUGCACGAGUUCAGUUAGAGAAAGAGCUUACUAUGGGGUGCAUUUCUAGCGUUCAAGAAUUGCCAUCAUUCAGAAUGCUAACAAGGUAGUCAUGUUUGUACUUCGCUGGAAAAGAGAUACUUUUACGCUGUCCAUAGGUUGUUUAAAUUUGUUGUGCAUUCCUUUACUGGAUGCUUGUAUGAUGCCUUGAAAGGAAAAAUACUUAUCAACAAGUUUUGACAUCAAGAUGUAAUACUGGUGUA
This is a messenger RNA of Setaria italica (foxtail millet), 1562 nucleotides long. Its product is annotated as ELMO domain-containing protein A. The transcript has 12 exons. Bases 444 to 1409 code for a protein of 321 amino acids. The record is from RefSeq and is a predicted model, not a curated record. NCBI's taxonomy places the organism in Eukaryota, Viridiplantae, Streptophyta, Magnoliopsida, Poales, Poaceae.